AUGAAGUCUCGACGUGACUUUGACUUUGUUCAACAAAACCCUGACAAUGCCGCAGCCAUCGUAAUCACAUCCGACCUCCACGUCAUCGCCGAAGCCAAGGUCGACUUCGACGGCGAUUUCGGAGCCAAGUAUGGCAUCACCAAGGGGGUCUACGUCGUGCCCGCCGAGAGCGAGGUCUACGCCCCCGUAGCCAUGUGGCUCGAGGCUCUCGACCUUGUUCUUGUUCGUCUCAAGGAGAAGAUCUCGCUCGAGAAUAUCAAGGGCAUCAGCGGUUCGUGCCAGCAGCACGGGAGCGUGUACUGGGCGCGCGGUGCCGAGGGAAAGCUCGGCGCCCUUAGUGCUGAGAAGAGUCUUGUUGAGCAGCUCAAGGAUUCGUUCUCGCAUCCGUAUGCGCCGAACUGGCAGGAUCAUAGUACGGAUGCGGAGGUUGAGCAGUAUAAUGCUAAGCUGGGCGACUCGGAGAAGCUGGCGGAGGCGACGGGGAGCGGGGCUCAUCACCGCUUCACUGGUCCCCAAAUUAUGCGGCUUAGGCGUAAGCUUCCUGAGAUGUACGGCAACACUGAGCGCAUCGCCCUCGUUUCGUCCUUCCUCGCAUCCGUCUUUCUCGGCAAGUAUGCCCCCAUGGAUAUUAGCGAUGCCUGCGGCAUGAAUCUCUGGGACAUUCCCAAUGCCAAAUGGAACGAAUCCCUCCUAGAGCUCACAGCCGGCCCGGACGGCGUCGACGAGCUGCGCCAGAAACUCGGAGAGGUACGCAAGGAUGGCGGUGGAAGCAUUGGUUCCAUCGAUAACUACUUCGUCUCCAAGUACGGCUUCGGCGCCGAUUGCCAAAUCGCACCCUUCACAGGCGACAACCCGGCCACCAUCCUCGCCCUCCCACUUCGACCCCUCGACGCCAUCGUCUCCCUCGGCACCUCGACCACGUUCCUCAUGAUCACGCCCUACUACAAGCCCGAUCCCGCCUACCACUUCUUCAAUCACCCCACCACCCCGGGUCAAUACAUGUUCAUGCUCUGCUACAAGAACGGCGGCCUCGCGCGAGAAAAAGUCCGCGACACUCUCCCGAAGCCGGAAUCCGGCGACCCGUGGGCCAACUUCAACAGAGCCGUCCUUGACUCGCCGCCUCUCGAUGUCGCAUCUGAAUCCGACAGGGCCAAGCUCGGCCUGUACUUCUACCUCCCCGAGAUCGUGCCCAACAUCCGCGCGGGCACGUGGCGAUAUACCUGCAACGCCGCCGACGGCAGCGACCUCUCCGAGUUCCAAGACAAGGACGGGUGGGGCCCCGAAAAGGACGCCCGAGCCAUCGUCGAGUCGCAGGCCCUCUCCAUGCGCAUGCGCUCCCAGAAGCUCGUCCACAGUCCCCGCGAGGGUCUCCCACCACAGCCUCGGAGGGUGUAUCUCGUCGGCGGCGGCUCCCUAAACCCCGCCAUCGCGCGCACCAUGGGUGAGGUCCUCGGCGGAGCGGAGGGCGUAUAUAAGCUCGACGUCGGGGGGAAUGCUUGCGCUUUGGGGGGCGCGUAUAAGGCUGUGUGGGCGCUGGAGAGGGCGGAGGGGGAGAGUUUUGAUGAGUUGAUUGGGAAGAGGUGGAAGGAGGAGGGGGCGAUUCAGAAGGUGGACGAGGGGUUUAGGGAUGGGUUGUUUCAGAGGUAUGGGAAUAUUUUGGGGGCUUUUGAUGCUCUGGAGCGGAAUAUUCUGGCUGAGAAGUGA
This is a messenger RNA of Scedosporium apiospermum, 1704 nucleotides long. Its product is annotated as putative D-xylulose kinase A. Gene Ontology annotation, molecular function: D-xylulokinase activity. Gene Ontology annotation, biological process: xylulose metabolic process. Bases 1 to 1704 code for a protein of 567 amino acids. The record is from RefSeq and is a predicted model, not a curated record. NCBI's taxonomy places the organism in Eukaryota, Fungi, Ascomycota, Sordariomycetes, Microascales, Microascaceae. The transcript has 2 exons. Gene Ontology annotation, cellular component: cytosol.